Molecule: messenger RNA, 3167 nt
Organism: Anopheles moucheti
Lineage: Eukaryota; Metazoa; Arthropoda; Insecta; Diptera; Culicidae
Product: actin-binding protein IPP
Exons: 4
Coding region: 871-2724 (617 amino acids)
Molecular function (GO): protein binding
Source: RefSeq, a predicted model, not a curated record
UACGAUUUGCCAACAGAGAGUAGCAGUAUUACAGCAGAUCCUCUGUCUGAUGUUACCGCAGCAGAGAGAUUUAUGAAAGUCAGUCUCUUUGAUGUAGUUUUCACCAGAAAAAAAAAACUUAUUCUCAUAUUAUGGACUUGCAGCAAUAUCGUACGGACUUGCCGUGUGUGCUUCGUGAAUUGCAGUAAUUGUUUAAAUCGUGUGCGCUUUUUUGCUUCCGUCCGUCGGUUCCAGUGAACAAACGGAAAUUAAACCAGCGACACAGUGGCUGUUAACUAGUGAAUACAACUUUCAAGUGAAGUGAAGGGUCGUAGUCAAUACGAACCAUUGGGGACGCGACGGAAGAUGGUUUAUUAAAUGAUAGAUUCUUUGAUUAGUCGCUCGAGCAGGCCAUGAAUGCACGGUAGUGAGAGGUCGUGUGCGGGGCGUACUAAGAACAAAAGCAACCGAACAACAGAAGAAGAAGAAUAAACCGCACACCCACAGCUCUGGAAUGAUGUAUGCGUUAAUUAAGGCACAUAUCGCAAAGACCAUCGAGUAACGAAAUUGUGUGACGGAUGCUACUAGUGCUGCUACUCUGGCACCGUGUCCGGCCUGGUUGGACACUGCACUGCAGUGGAGCAUAGUGCGUAAAACAAAGCCUUUUUUUGCUGCAAAUUUGUGGUGUGGGACGAUUUCGUUACACUUUUUUCUGCAAAGAAAAAAGUCAGUGAAAAGGUGAAGGUGUGAAUCAGUGUCAGUGCAACUUUAUGAUGCUGUAAUAUUGACACCGUCACACGUAGCAGGAGCAAGAGAGUGAGAUAAAAAGUGCUUACACCCUGCUAGAAACAAAAAAAGUAUUAAGCGAACAGAAAACAAUUGGAGUGAACAAUGCCUCCGCUAAACAACUGCAAUGGUAAUAAUUGCGGGGACAUUAUUUGCUCCCUAUCGACACAAACGUCUCUUUCUCCAACGGACCUGUCACAGGCAGGGAUUGGGGCGGUGGCGGGUAGUGCAGGUAGCAGUGGUAAACCACGGUUCAGCUGUCCACAUUACGCGCAGAAGAUGCUGCUUAAUCUUAAUGCCCUUCGGCUUGACUCACGGUUCUGUGAUGUAGAGAUUAAAGUUGGCGAUGCUACAUCCGUCCACGCCCAUCGGGCCGUACUGAGCGCAAGUUCCGCAUACUUCGAGGCCAUGUUCCGGCCAGAGCUGGGGCUGAGCGAGGGCAAACAGAAGACGGUCACAUUGCACUCGAUACGAGCGGACAUUUUGGAGCUGCUGGUCGAUUUUAUCUACACUGGACAAAUCGAAAUCGAACAGAGCAAUGUACAGGAACUGUUAGCCGCAGCCGACAUGUUGCAGGUGCCGGAGGUAGUUGACGGAUGCUGCGAAUACCUUUGCCGAGAACUGCAUUCAUCGAACGCGCUCGGUAUACUGCGGUUCGCCGAGGCACACAACUGCCGCCAGCUUGCUGACGUGGCGGCCAACUUUGUCCACAGCAACUUCCCGAAGGUGGCGCUCGAAGACGAACUGCUUGACAUUCCCCACACAAUGCUCGUGAAGGUGAUCGCAUCCGAGGCGCUGCGUGUCGAUAGCGAGUAUCAGGUGUUCAAUGCUGCCCUGCGUUGGAUACGGCAGGAUGUGGUACCACGGCGCCAGUACGUGUUUGAGAUCUUGUCGCACGUACGCAUCGCACUGGUACCGGUCGGGCUGAUCGAUCAGGCCAUUGCCGAGUGCCGUGAUGUGUCGCUCAAAAUUGCGCUACGUUCGGUACGGAAAGAUCUAACGUCUCGCCGAGGACAAUUGGUUCCGUUGCGCGUAUGUCCACGGGUGUGUGCGAAGAAAAGCAUCUACGUAAUUGGGGGUUCACGGCGCGAACAGUCGGCCGGUUGGACGCCAACAGAUUGGAUCUUCGAGUCGGUUAUCAAAUAUGACAUCUUUAGACGCGAAUGGAUAGAGUCGGCUCCGAUGGAGAUUGGACGCAUACUGCCGGGUGUGGCAGCACUUGGGGGAAAGAUUUACGUGAUUGGAGGUGAACGCGGCAGCCAGAUACUGGCUAAUGGAGAAGUGUAUGAUACACAGAACAACAAUUGGGAACCGAUGGCACCGAUGAAUGUACCGCGUUGCGAGUUCGGGCUGUGCACACUCGGUGGCACGCUGUAUGCGAUGGGUGGCUGGAUUGGAGAAGACAUUGGUGGUUCGAUCGAAUGUUACGAUCCUAUGAAAAACGCAUGGCGUAUGGUAGGUGAUCUUCCGGGCCCAAAGUUUAGUAUGGGCGUCGUAAGCUUUGAAGGAUUAAUAUACAUCGUUGGUGGUUGUAAUACUCAUUCGCGGUAUCUAACUGAUUUGAUGAGUUACAAUCCAGUGACGAACGAAUGGACAGUGCUCGCUCGAAUGCAAACAGCUCGCUGCCAGAUGGGGGUGGCCAUCUUGGAUCGACAUCUGUACGUGGUCGGUGGCAACAGCAGCCAGCAGGAAGUUUUGCGCACCGUCGAACGGUACAGUUUCGAUGAGGACAAAUGGUCCAUGGUGUCACCGAUGACAGUACGACGCUCGAGCCCGGCCGUAGCCGCUGCCGACGGAUUACUCUACGUAGCCGGUGGUGAUCAACCCUGCGAAAUCAAUUUCUACCGGGCGCAAAUUACAAUUGCCUCGUUCGAGUGCUACGACCCCAUCACAGACCAGUGGAAGGUAUGUCCCGAUCUACCCACCAGUCGUUCUGAGGCCGGUGCGGUUGUUGUCUAGAAAGAUGUCUGACAUUACAGAGAGAGUCAUGCUUGUUUUCCGUCUGCGCUAAUGCCAUCGCUGCUAACCAAAGAUGCGCUUAUGAAGCGCCGCGAUUCAAUAGCAAUCCGUGUCAAUCGCCCGGACUCUUCCUUUACAAAACAACCAAAAACGCGUAUAUUGCCCGCUUCAUUGUUUGCUUUUCUUUCCGGUGGCAGUAGUGAACGUAAUCGAUAUUCUAAAACUGAACUGCAGACAGUCCCCACUAAUGAAGGAAUCUUUUAAACAUAUAUAAGUGUGCGCAUACCAAUUUAGAUACACGAAACGUGAAUGCAAAAGUAUAAUAUUCUUCCUUUGAGUACGUUCCCAGUAUCAUCUACCGGACGGCAACACACCCAAGUUGUAAUACAAUUUGGUUGACGUCUGUUUCAAUUCUCAUUUGUCAAUUUGUAAUAUUUCUCAAU